AUGAAGUUCUCCGCCACCCUCAGCCUCGCCGUUUCGGCCCUCGUGUUUGCCGUCGCAGCCAAGUCGAGUAACGCCUAUGUGCAUGAGCGCCUCGACAAGAACGACACGCUGCUGCUCAUCGUCGAUAUCCAGGAAGGCCUGAUCAACCUUGCGCGCGACUCUGACCCGACUCUCUUCCGCAACAACUACCUCGCUCACUCGAGCCUCGGCCGGGUCUUUGACCUUCCCGUCAUUCUGACGACAUCAUCCUCGUCCGGCAUCACGACCGACGUGUGCACCGCCUUCCUCGCCCUCUCCCUGCGCGCCGAGGGUUACUCCGUGUGGGCCAACCUCGAGGCUUCGGGCACUACGACCGACCUCAUCCGCGACGCCUCCAACGACCAGAUGCGCGCUGCCGGCGUCACCGUCACGAGUACCUUUGCCAUCGCCAUGGACCUCAUGCGCGACUGGCGCAACACCCCCGGCGCCCCCGAGCUGCUGCCCUGGCUCGACACCUACUACCCCGUCUACGGCAACCAGGCGCGCGGCCACCGCGCCGCCGUCGCCAACGGCACCCUGCUGCCCGGUCAGGACACUCUUCCUCUCUAG
Verticillium dahliae VdLs.17 is the source of this 588-nucleotide messenger RNA. RefSeq names its product ycaC. The record is from RefSeq and is a predicted model, not a curated record. The coding region runs from base 1 to 588 and encodes 195 amino acids. The transcript is spliced from 3 exons. NCBI's taxonomy places the organism in Eukaryota, Fungi, Ascomycota, Sordariomycetes, Glomerellales, Plectosphaerellaceae.